Tricharina praecox is the source of this 1320-nucleotide messenger RNA. RefSeq names its product O-methyltransferase-domain-containing protein. Bases 1 to 1320 code for a protein of 439 amino acids. The transcript is spliced from 3 exons. The record is from RefSeq and is a predicted model, not a curated record. NCBI's taxonomy places the organism in Eukaryota, Fungi, Ascomycota, Pezizomycetes, Pezizales, Pyronemataceae. Gene Ontology annotation, molecular function: O-methyltransferase activity.
AUGUCCCUCACCGCCAUAGCCACCGAGAUCCUCAAGCACGCACAGGCGCUCGACGUCUACAUCGCCGAGCACGACCUGCCGCAGCCGUCGUUCGACCGUGAUGGGCCAGCAAUGUUCCCGCUGCCCGGGCACGCCCCCGACAGCCUCCACAAAGCCCGGACCGCCUUGAUGGACGCCUCCAAGACCAUCUACGAUCUCACGGAGGGCCCGACGAACUCGGUGAUGUGGGGGUCAAUCGCGGUAAGUAACCACUUCACGUCGAUGACGCUGCGCGCGCUGAACAGCUUCUGUGUGGCGGAUGCGGUACCGCUGACGGACGAAGGCGCCUCGUACGCCGAGAUCGCGGCGGCGACCGGCGUUGACGAGGAGGUGAUCACGCGCAUCGUGCGCCACGCCACGACGAUGCGGAUCUUUGACGAGUUCUGCCCGGGCCGCGUGCGGCACACGGCCAGUUCGCGGGCCAUGAAGGAGAAUCAGCUGCUGAAGGAGGCGAUGAAGCCGUGUCUUGAAGAGGGAUUCCAGUCUGCUGCGCAUUUCAAUGAAGCCGUUGCCAAGUUCGGCGGCGUCGAGGAGUGCAAGACUACCGCGUUCAAUAUCGCGUUCGAUACCGACGAUAAUUAUUUCACCUUCAUCCAGCGCCCCGAAGAGCAGCACCGUGGGAAGUACCUGGCCGGCAUGAUGAGGUACAUGUGGAAGUACGGGGGCACCGCGGGGAAGAGCCAUACCGCCGAGGAGGUGCUGGCGGGUUUCGAUUGGGCGAAACUGGAGGGAGGAUUGGUCGUCGAUGUCGGGGGAUCCCACGGCUCGGUCGAGGCGGCCCUCGCCCCACUACACAAGGAGCUCAAGUUCAUCGUGCAGGAUCUUCCGCCGGUCGUCGAGCUCGCGUCCGCCAACUUCAACCAGCUUCUGCCGAAUGCCGAGGAUAAUUGCCGGGUCAGCUUCAUGGCACACAGCUUCUUCGACCCCCAGCCCGUCAAGGACGCCGACGUCUACUUCUUCCGCCACAUCAUGCACGACUGGUCCGACACGUACUGCGCCAAGAUUCUGAAGAACAUCAUACCAUCGAUGAAGAAGGGCGCUCGGAUUGUGAUCGUCGAUUAUGUCCUACCGGAUCCUGGCUCUGCGCCCAAGACACCUGCUGACGGUGAAAACAGAUGCGGAGACUUGUUUAUGAUGAGUCUUCUGGGCGGCAAAGAGAGAGGCGCUGCCGACUGGCACAAGCUGGUGAAGCUGGCGGACGACAGACUGAAGAUUCUGAACAUCAAUUUGCCAGAUAAUCAGGUGUAUGGCGUGAUCGAGAUUGCACUUGACGAGGAAUAG